Molecule: messenger RNA, 1098 nt
Organism: Phodopus roborovskii (desert hamster)
Lineage: Eukaryota; Metazoa; Chordata; Mammalia; Rodentia; Cricetidae
Gene: Ybey
Product: ybeY metalloendoribonuclease
Exons: 4
Coding region: 15-509 (164 amino acids)
Biological process (GO): rRNA processing
Molecular function (GO): metalloendopeptidase activity
Source: RefSeq, a predicted model, not a curated record
AUGUUCUUCCCGAAAUGAGUUUGGUGAUUAAAAAUCUGCAGCGGGUGGUCCCUAUCAGAAGAGCGCCACUUCGAAGGAAGAUGGAUAUGAUCAGGGGUAUUUUAGGAGUGAAGAAUUUUGACCUGGGGAUUAUCUGUGUUGACAACAGGCGUAUUCAGCACAUUAAUAGGAUCUACAGGAAGAAAAACGUCCCAACUGAUGUGCUUUCUUUCCCAUUUCAUGAGGAUCUGAAAGCAGGGGACUUUCCUCAGCCAUACUCAUCAGAUGAUUAUAAUUUGGGAGAUGUUUUCCUAGGAGUGGAAUAUAUCUUCCAGCAGUGUAAAGAAAAUGAAGAUUACUAUGACAUCCUGACAGUGACAGCCACCCAUGGACUCUGUCACCUUCUGGGCUUCACCCACAACUCCAAGGCUGAGUGGCAAAAGAUGUACAACCAGGAGAAGCUGGUGCUGGAGGAACUGAAUCGCUACACUGGAGCCAGGCUCCAGCCCCUGAGCAGGGGCCUCUACUAAUGCUUUGAUGCCAUGAGACGGAGACCUCAAUGGACAGAGUCCUGUCCCUCCAGAGUGGAUCUCUGCAGGUCAUGCUGUCCUGGAUGACAUCAGCCCACACUAAAGCUUAAUUCUGUGAGUGGAAACUAACUUCAGAAAGUAUCAAACAGGUGUCUGGCUGGUUCCUGCUCUGCUUAGAAGGCUGCCUUGUAAACAGUAGUUCUAAGCCAUUCCUAAGAGAAGAAGCAUGUAACUUUGUAUGCUUCUUUGGAUUUCUGACUGUAGAGUUUGGGUAGACUGCCCUGUCUCCCUGAAGUGGAAACCCCACCUCAAAACACUGAAGUCUGAUCUUCCUAAGAGGAUGGACACUGAAGAGAUGCAGGCAAGGUUGCCAUCCCAGCCCUUAGGGACUCUGUGACCUGAACCUUGCUUGCUCUACUCCUAAGAGCUACCUUGUGUUCUCAAUUUUCUUAAGCCAUUGGCUGUAGACAUGAUAAGAAAGCCCACUGACCUACAAAUCCUGUCUCCUGAGGGCCAGAGAUUCAGCCAGGCCCAUCUCCAAUCCCUUUAUGUUGCUGUUGUAAUUUUAAAUUAAAUCUUGUUUAUUUGA